CAAUAACUAAAUUACAAUAACAAUGUUUCUUUGAGCUAAUAUUUUGAUAAAUUAACAAAAUUUACUGGCACAUGUACAAAUUGUACGUACUGCGGCAAUUCAGAAACAACAUAACUGGAAAAUCUUUCCCAUCUGAGUUGCAUAAAAGCUGGUCAAAGAUUCGUUAAGGGGAACGGAAACCCGCUGCUGUUGCACUUCUCACGUAGCUCUGCGAUUCACAACAAAUGGGUUUGUUUCUGAAUACCAUAAAAUGGGAAAAACGCUGGCAACUGCUGCAUAAAUGUGAUAUUAUAAUAAAGCGUAGCAUUAAAAAACAAGCUGUUAACCCCACCAAGCUAGCGGAGGUUGGUCGCCUGCAGGAUGUCAAGGAAGAAAAAUACGAGACCGGCCAACUGUUUCUGCAUCGCAUCUUUGGCUAUCGCGGCGUAGUGCUCUUCCCAUGGACGGCGCGCGUUUAUGACCGCGAUUUGCAUAAUCCCAAUAAACAGGUGACAACAACAACAACAUCAGAGGCUUCAUCACUUAGGAUUAAGGCUAACAACGACAGCAAUGAAAAUGCAACUACUGCAGAUCACCACGAAGCGGCGACAGCUUGGCAAGCUAACAGCAGUGAGACUAGUACGCAGACUACUACAAAAAUCGGUACCGCAAAACCUGUAGGCGAGAUCAAUACGGAUUCGAAGGAAGUUAGAGGGAGAACGCAAACGUUCUAUCAGGUGCUUAUCGACACCAGGGAUUGUCCACAUAUUCGCGCCCAAACGGAGGCUGUGACAUUUUUAGGAAAUCAGGACUCAAAUCGUAGCCUGUAUGCCAUACCCGGAUUGGAUUAUGUGGCGCAUGAUGAUAUUAUGCCAUACUGCUCUGCGGAAAAGCAUCCGUUGCAGCACGAACUUUUCGACAAAUUUCUAACAUAUGAGGCCAAUGCAGAUCCGCCAUUUGUGGGUCAGGAUACACUCAAGGCAUGGCAGGAGAAGAAUCAUCCUUGGCUAGACAUGAGUGAUGUUCACAAGGAAACAACGGAGCAAGUGCGUGUCACUGUAAUUCCCUUCUACAUGGGUUGUCGCGAGACUCCAGCUUCUUCUGUAUACUGGUGGCGAUAUUGCAUACGUUUGGAGAACUUGGGAGAGCUCAGCGUGCAGCUGCGUGAGCGCCAUUGGCGCAUAUUUUCGCUCUCUGGCACUUUGGAGACCGUGCGUGGACGCGGCGUUGUGGGCCAGGAGCCUAUACUCAGUCCACGUUUGCCUGCGUUCCAGUACAGCAGUCAUGUGAGUCUUCAGGCGCCAAGCGGUCAUAUGUGGGGCACAUUUAGGCUGGAGCGUGAAGACGGUUACUCCUUUGACUGUAAAAUACCUCCUUUUUCGCUGGAGUCCAAGCCGGAAGAUACAAGCACUCCCACGGCAGGCACGUCCACGUCCUCUUCCACGCGGGACGACAGUGAAUGAACAUGUUACUAGGAAAGUUAUUUUGUAGCUAAUCAUAUUUAAAUUCAAACGAUUUUGACCAUUCAGCAA
Drosophila busckii is the source of this 1511-nucleotide messenger RNA. It is a transcript of the gene POLDIP2, whose product is annotated as polymerase delta-interacting protein 2. The record is from RefSeq and is a predicted model, not a curated record. Gene Ontology annotation, molecular function: DNA binding. Bases 225 to 1442 code for a protein of 405 amino acids. Gene Ontology annotation, cellular component: nucleus; mitochondrial nucleoid. Lineage: Eukaryota; Metazoa; Arthropoda; Insecta; Diptera; Drosophilidae. Gene Ontology annotation, biological process: error-free translesion synthesis. The transcript has 4 exons.